Messenger RNA from Drosophila ficusphila, 4513 nucleotides. RefSeq names its product potassium voltage-gated channel protein Shal (gene Shal). Gene Ontology annotation, biological process: protein homooligomerization; potassium ion transmembrane transport. Gene Ontology annotation, cellular component: voltage-gated potassium channel complex; membrane. Bases 1126 to 2841 code for a protein of 571 amino acids. Gene Ontology annotation, molecular function: protein binding; A-type (transient outward) potassium channel activity. The transcript has 7 exons. The record is from RefSeq and is a predicted model, not a curated record. Lineage: Eukaryota; Metazoa; Arthropoda; Insecta; Diptera; Drosophilidae.
CAUCGAAGCUCUUUCUCCACAAUUUGCUUUCUUUCCUAAAUUUGAAGCCUUUCUUCUUUAGUUAUACUAACGAUUUUGCCGAUAACAUGAUACUUAAAUUUUUAUUAUUAAAAUACAAGCAGACUAUUAUUAUUUAAUAUUAAAAUACAAGCAGACUAGAAGGCAAUAAACUUUGUAGUUCCGUAGAACUGUGCGUAUUUACGAUGCCGAUCUCGCAAGUUCGGAAAAUUUGAUAGGAAUUUAAAGACAUUCAAGUAACUAUCAAUACAUUUUAUAUAUUAAUUCAUUCAGGUCUUCUGCCUGCCGAUUCGAAAGGCAACAUCAACAUCUGUUCCGAUUCUGUAGCCACCACUUGCUCUAUAAAGUGCGCCGACUCCGUGAGUAUUUUGGUGCUGCCCCGGAUUCUGGUUCGGAUUUGGACUCGGGCUCCGAUGGUCGGAGGCGCUGGUGCUUUUUGCUUUUCACUUUCAGUUUGUCGAGAACUGUUUGUCUGAACGCCUCCAAAAAAGUUGAGCGGAGCAAAUAGCGGGACGCAGCUUGGGCCAAGUUUUUUGUGGCCAUCGUGCGUGCAGGAAAAAGCUGGGAAAAUAAAAAUAUUAGUUUUAAAAAGGAAAAGGCCAGAAAAGAAUUUCCCGAAACGAAAGCGAAGAAAAUGUACACGAAAUAGUGCGUAAAAUGUGCGGCUAACGGAAGAAGAAGGUGGUGGAGGUGGGAAAAGUUCAGGAGGCGACAAGUGUAAAAUGUAAUAAUCCGAAAAGAGUGCGUAUUGCUGCACGUCGACGCAACUGGAGUGCAGGGGAAACUUUUCAUAUCUCCGCAGUGAACAAUAAAAGCAAGAGCCGCAGCAGCCACAGCAAAAUGACAGCAAUAAGUUUAAGCAAUAAAACACAGCUAGCCAAAAGUUGCAGACAUGCAUUCGCAACAGCACAAUAAGGACGGGCAGCGGACCAGAGCUUUAAAUAGGAGUUAAUCAGCGGACUCCCCGCCCCAGAAGUGCGCCCAGAAGCCCCAACCAACUGCCAAAUAACAUAGGGAUCGAGCCGAGCAAGGGAGGAUCGCAGCGAGGACCGGAGGACAGGAGAGCCCAACGGUCAGCCGGGACACUGAAACAUUCCACCCCAUAGCAUGGCCUCGGUCGCCGCUUGGCUGCCCUUCGCCCGGGCGGCGGCCAUCGGGUGGGUGCCGAUAGCCACCCACCCACUGCCACCGCCCCCGAUGCCCAAGGACCGCCGCAAGACGGACGACGAGAAGCUCCUCAUCAACGUCUCCGGCCGUCGCUUCGAGACGUGGCGGAACACCUUGGAGAAAUAUCCCGAUACUCUCUUAGGCUCGAACGAAAGAGAGUUCUUCUACGACGAGGACUGCAAAGAGUACUUCUUCGACCGGGACCCGGACAUCUUCCGGCACAUACUGAACUACUACCGGACGGGCAAGCUGCACUACCCGAAGCACGAAUGCCUCACCAGCUACGACGAGGAGCUGGCCUUCUUCGGGAUCAUGCCGGACGUAAUUGGGGACUGCUGCUACGAGGACUACAGGGACCGGAAGCGGGAGAACGCCGAGCGGCUGAUGGACGACAAGCUGUCGGAGAACGGGGAUCAGAACCUGCAGCAGCUGACCAACAUGCGCCAGAAGAUGUGGCGGGCCUUCGAGAACCCGCACACGUCGACGAGCGCCCUGGUGUUCUACUACGUGACGGGCUUCUUCAUCGCCGUCUCCGUGAUGGCCAACGUGGUGGAGACGGUGCCCUGCGGCCAUCGACCAGGUCGGGCCGGAACCCUGCCCUGCGGCGAGCGCUACAAGAUCGUCUUCUUCUGCCUGGACACCGCCUGCGUGAUGAUCUUCACGGCGGAGUACCUCCUCCGACUGUUCGCCGCCCCCGACCGCUGCAAGUUCGUGCGCUCAGUGAUGAGCAUCAUCGACGUGGUGGCCAUCAUGCCCUACUACAUCGGACUGGGCAUCACCGACAACGACGACGUCAGCGGCGCCUUCGUGACGCUCCGCGUGUUCCGCGUCUUCCGCAUCUUCAAGUUCUCCCGCCACUCGCAGGGACUGCGGAUCCUCGGCUACACGCUCAAGUCCUGCGCCAGCGAGCUGGGCUUCCUCGUCUUCUCGCUGGCCAUGGCCAUCAUCAUCUUCGCCACCGUCAUGUUCUACGCCGAGAAGAACGUCAACGGCACCAACUUCACGUCGAUUCCGGCGGCCUUCUGGUACACCAUCGUCACAAUGACGACGCUGGGAUAUGGCGACAUGGUGCCGGAGACAAUAGCUGGCAAAAUUGUGGGCGGCGUCUGCUCGCUCAGCGGUGUGCUGGUCAUCGCCUUACCUGUACCUGUUAUCGUAUCGAACUUUAGUAGAAUCUAUCACCAGAACCAGCGAGCGGACAAGCGCAAGGCGCAGCGGAAAGCUCGCCUGGCGCGCAUCCGCAUUGCCAAGGCCUCGUCCGGAGCCGCCUUUGUCAGCAAGAAGAAGGCCGCCGAGGCCCGGUGGGCUGCCCAGGAGUCUGGCAUCGAGCUGGAUGACAACUACCGGGACGAGGACAUCUUCGAGCUGCAGCACCAUCACUUGCUGCGCUGUCUGGAGAAGACAACGGAUCGAGAAUUUGUCGAGUUAGAAAUUCCGUAUAACGGCCAGCCCAAGCGGCCGGGUUCUCCGUCGCCGAUGGCCAGUCCGGCCCACUCGACAAACAGUGCCGCCGGUCUGCUGCAAUCCUGCUGCGGCCGCUGCUGCUCCCAGCGCUACCAGGCCUGCGGCAAAUACAUGCCGGCUGCCAGCAAUGCUCAAAAUAGCCAAAACAAUCAGCCCAUGGACGGCACCUACCUGGUGGAGGCCUCUUUCUGAGUCGACGGCAGGUUCGCAUCCACAUCCUCAGCCACGGACGCAGCCACAUCAUCCCAAUCUAGAUCGAGAUGAUUUAUGUUUACGUUUAGUCUAACUUGAAAAGUUUUUAAACUAAAUUGAAUUCGUUUGUAGACAUUGUCGUGUGUGUGUAGUCGCCAAAGAAAAAUGUUGAAAAUACCGAGGGAAAACAUAAGCCGAAAUACAAGCGUAAUCUCUAAAAUCUGAUUUUCGAGUUUAACGAACAAGAUAUUUAAUUAAAUGUAAACAAUUGCCGACUCAAAUAGAAGCAUCUCUGUUUGUGUGAAUGUAAAGAGCACAUUAAAAAGGAAACAAGUAACAAAUGAAAUAAAAGUGCCGAACCCAGAUUCUGCGUCGGCAAAGUCGGAUUUGAUUAGCGAAGACCCGUUAAUGAAAAAACCAAAAAAAUUAAUUAUAAUAAUAUGCAACACUAUUUACUUUAUUUAGGUGACAAGACAACAACAGCAAACAACAGAAACCGAAGCAUUUUAGAGGAAUUUACUGUGUAUGUUUUAACAAAGUGAACAUAAAGUAGCAUAGAAGGCAAAAUAGUUUGAAGAAUGUACUAUGUAUAACCGAAAAAGGGCAGGGGUCCAAAAAACCAAAAGAACAAAAGAAAAACCGAACACAAUAAGGACAUUUUAACAGCAAAUGAUUUCUGUAGCCAGGAAACGAACAAAGAAAUGCAAAUUGACGAGAAAAUUAUGAAAAUAUUAAUACGAAUUCGUGUAUUUUUUAAAUGGUCCGUAGUUUAUUAGGUAUGAUCUUCAUCGACAAGUCCCUCAAUUGUUUCUCAUCAGCAAAUAUCUCUGUGCUAUCGCGAUAGCAUUUUUGUGACAACUUCGUUUUUUCCAAAAUAUAUUAUAUAGCGAAAAGGUUUCAGUUUGCCAUUCUCUCACCCUCUCUCCGAAAUACUCCAAAAUGAACUAAUCAAAAUCUAUGAAAAAAAUUACAACUUUCUUCCAGAAACUAAGUUAGCGAGGAAACCUAUUUAAAUGUAUAUGUGUGUGUAGGAAAGGCUUUAACGAAUUGAACCAUUAACUAACUGAACUCUUAGCAAAUUCUAACAGAAACUUAAAGUAUAUUAAUUAAUUCUAAAUUAAAAAUCAAACAUUUAAAAUUAGUUCAAGUAAACACUUAAAAAACAACUUAAAUAUGGAGCUUGUAUGUAUGUAUGAUAAAUUUAUUAUGAUUACUCUAAUUAUUAUUAUGUCGACGAAGAAUACGAUGAUAGUGUUGACUAUUUGUUUCUAACUCUCUAAGUUGCCUACUAAUUUCCCAAGAAAACAAGCGAAACUAACCAGAAUCACAGACUUUUGUUUAGCAAAACGAAGUUGUGAAUAAAGCGCAACAAAUGCGAUUAUGAUUAGAUCGAAAAUUAACAAAAACCACAUCAAGAAGACAAACAACAAUUUGGUUACUAAAACCAACUCUUGUAGCGAUAUUCUAAAAGAAAACCAAUCUAUCAAGUAAAAGAAAGUCGGGUUACAAACAAUAUCCGAAGGAGGCGAAUGACAUUUCUGUUUUGAUUUUUAGUGAUAUGUAAUUCGAAUUGAGUAACAGCAAAAACAAAUACUCUGCCACGGGUCUAUGAGAAUGAAAAAGCUAAAGAUUAAUAAUAAAUAAAAUAAAGAAUCUGUUUACUUCCACCAUA